This is a messenger RNA of Tilletiopsis washingtonensis, 1641 nucleotides long. RefSeq names its product amino acid transporter. The transcript has 8 exons. The record is from RefSeq and is a predicted model, not a curated record. Gene Ontology annotation, molecular function: L-amino acid transmembrane transporter activity. Lineage: Eukaryota; Fungi; Basidiomycota; Exobasidiomycetes; Entylomatales. Gene Ontology annotation, biological process: amino acid transmembrane transport. The coding region runs from base 1 to 1590 and encodes 529 amino acids. Gene Ontology annotation, cellular component: membrane.
AUGACCUUCCCUUCGCAGGCGCCGGCAGCCGAGCAGCCGACGCGCGCCGAGAGCGAGCACAGCGGCGCCGACGACUCGCACAAGUCCAAGCUGGGUGCACCCGGCGACGAGGAGGGCCGCACGCUGGGCCUCAUCAGCGCCUGCGGCGCGACUUUUAAUCGCAUCGUGGGCACCGGUGUCUUUGCGACGACGUCGACACUUUUCGCGCAGUCGGGGUCGGUGGGUAUGGUCCUCAUCUACUACGUGAUCGGCGCGCUCAUUGCGGGCGCCGGCUUCGCCGUCUACGCGGAGUUCGCAUGCGCCUUGCCCAAGAACGGCGGCGAGUUGAACUAUCUGCAGCACGCCUACCGGCGCCCGAAGCACCUGGUGCUUGCGCUGUACGCGUCGCAGGCCUUGCUGCUCGGCCAGGCUGCCGGCAACGCCGGCGUCGCCGGCCGCUACUUCUGGCGUGCGGGCGGCAACGCGCCGUCGCAGUGGAGCUCGCGAGCCAUUGGCGUCGCCGUCAUCGUCUCUGCAGUCCUUCUCCACGGCACAUCCAUCAAGUGGGGUGUGCGCUUCCAAAACGCCAUCGGAGCAUUCAAGAUUGCCAUCAUGCUGGUCAUCGUGUUUGCGGGCUUCGCGGCGCUGGGCGGCCACACGCGCGUCCCCGUCGUGCCGAGCAACUUCGACAAUGCCUUCGCCGGCAGCCGCAGCGACAUCUACGGCAUCGCAUCGUGCAUCUACAAUGCUCUCUGGUCCUACGUUGGCUUCUCUAAUACCCUGUAUGCAGCGGGCGAAUUGAAGAACCCCACGCGCACCAUUCGCCGCAUGGGACCGAUCGUGAUCGGCGGCGUCGCGGUUCUCUAUGUGCUCAUCCAGGUGGCCUACUUUGCUGCCGUGCCGCGCGAGCAGAUCCUCGCCUCGACUCAGAUUAUCGCUGCCGAGUUCUUCGCCAACGUCUUCGGCGAGCGCUCGGCGCGGGCUCUCAGCGUCUUCGUCGCACUGAGCGCCACCGCCAACGUGUACGCCGUGAUCUUCGCGCAGGGCCGUGUGAACCAGGCUCUGGGCCGCGACGGCCUCGUGCCCUUCUCCAAGGUGCUGGCGUCCAACCGCCCCUUCAACGCGCCGCUCGCCGGCCUGGCGUGGCACGCCGUGGUCACGCUCGUGAUCCUGCUGGCGCCGCCGGCCGGCGACGCCUACAACUUCGUGCUCAACCUGUCGUCCUAUCCGCUCAACGUCAUCAACACGGCGGUCGGCUUCGCACUGGUGCUCGCCUACCUGCCGCUCUCGCUGCGCCCGGCGUGGGCACGCGAGUGGACCUCGCCCUUCCGCGCGACGCUGCCGGUCGCCGUCUUCUUCACGCUCGUGUCCGCCUUCCUCGUCGUCGUGCCCUGGCUGCCGCCGGUGCGCGCGGACGAGAGCGUGUACGACACGCUGUGGUACGCGCUCGCGCCCGCCGUCUCGAUCGGCAUCUUUGCGCUGGGCGCCGUGUACUGGCUUGUCUGGUACCACGUCCUGCCGCGCCUCGGCGGCUACACGCUCGUCCCCGUCGACACGCGCCUGUCUGACAACACGCGCGUCACGGUGUACGAGAAGCGCAAGACGGAGUAGGCGCCCCCCUUUACCCUUCUGGCUGCGAUGCAAUGUCACACGUCUUGAUGC